CGGGACGGAUAAAAGUGUAACGCUGCGCUCGAGACGUGACGUCACUGAAGGAUUUAAGGUUAUGGAUGAUGAGCGGAAGCCCUGAAUGAGCAGAGCCCAGCAAGAUGAUUGUGACAAAGGCGCACUCCCUGCUGAGACCCGUGGUUCUGUUCGGGACCGUUCCCUGGCGAGUGACUCACAAGCUGGCCUCGUUCCAGGAGGCCUCCAGGCUGCCGGAGAAGAAACUCCAGGACUUGCUCUUCCCCCUGGCUGCUCUGGAGGGCGAGCUGGUCAGGGGAGCAGGUGACAUCAACCUCCAGCUGUUCCGGCCCAGCGCCGAAGACAUCGCCAGGGCCGAGAAGCUCUUCACCCCAUCUCCUAAACACAAGAUUGAUUACUUCUCCUCGGCCGUGAGGAUGGACCACGUCCCGCUGAUAAGCCAGCCUGAAGUGUGUUUCCUCGGGAGGAGCAACGUGGGCAAGUCGUCGCUCAUCAGGGCUCUGUUCUCCCUCGCCCCCAGUGUGGAGGUCAGGGUCUCUAAGACUCCAGGUCACACAAAGAAGAUGAACUUCUUCACGGUGGGAAGGGCGUUCACCUUGGUGGACAUGCCAGGAUAUGGCUACAGAGCCCCCACGGAUUUUGUGGACAUGGUGGAGUCCUACCUGGAGACCAGGAAAAAUCUGGUGAGGACCUUCCUGUUGGUGGACGGAUCUGUGGGAAUACAGGAAGCAGACAGGGUUGCCAUGGAGAUGAGCGACGAAUUUGGGCUUCCUUUUGUGAUCGUGCUGACAAAGAUUGAUAAAGGCAGGAAGGGGGUGCUGUUGACUAACCUUCUGCAGGUGCAGGAAGUCAUCAAGAGGCACACUGCCUGCUGUUACCCACAGCCUUUCCUGGUCAGCUCCACCCAGUUCUCAGGGGUCCAUCUGCUUCGCUGUUUCAUCGCCCACGUGACGGGGAACAUUGCCCUGAUGAGCGAUGCCAAAGGCAGCUGACCUUCCAUGCAGGCGCUUCACACUGCUUGGACCCGAGCAGAGCAGCUCUAGACCUGAGGCUGUUUCAGCAUCGCUCUGACCUCUGGUGGUCAGCACUUGAUGAAGUGCCUGUUUCAUUGUAAAACCCUUCCCUGGGGUUUCAGAUUUAAAUCGCAUGAUUACUGUAAUUUAUACUGUAGUACAUGUGGAUUCUUGAAGGCUGGAAUUGUUGAACUCAGUCUUAAUCCAUCUGUGUUUGUCAUUUUAUCCUGUAAAUAUGUUUCUUUGAAGAGUGGAAAAUUCUGACUAUGUUCCAAGCAAUUUUUCCAAUAAAAGUGAAAGCCAAGACUUGGACUAAUUGCCUUGAUGUUCUUUAGCUCUUCAAUUGCAUACGGCCACUAAGUGUUGAUGUAACUGGUUCAGCUGCCAUUCCUGUUGUUAAAUAAUAGAAUGCUUUAGUGGAAGUGUGAUCUUAUACUUUAUUCCACCUAUCAAAACCAGCCCAUUCAUGUGGACUCUUUAAACUUUAAACAGGCUCCCACAGGUCAUAAG
Molecule: messenger RNA, 1502 nt
Organism: Scleropages formosus (Asian bonytongue)
Lineage: Eukaryota; Metazoa; Chordata; Actinopteri; Osteoglossiformes; Osteoglossidae
Gene: gtpbp8
Product: GTP binding protein 8
Exons: 7
Coding region: 105-971 (288 amino acids)
Cellular component (GO): mitochondrion
Molecular function (GO): GTP binding
Source: RefSeq, a predicted model, not a curated record